This is a messenger RNA of Scomber japonicus (chub mackerel), 1305 nucleotides long. RefSeq names its product transmembrane protease serine 2-like. Gene Ontology annotation, molecular function: protein binding; serine-type endopeptidase activity. The coding region runs from base 1 to 1305 and encodes 434 amino acids. The record is from RefSeq and is a predicted model, not a curated record. The transcript is spliced from 13 exons. Lineage: Eukaryota; Metazoa; Chordata; Actinopteri; Scombriformes; Scombridae. Gene Ontology annotation, cellular component: membrane. Gene Ontology annotation, biological process: proteolysis.
AUGAUUCCUGAGUAUCCUGAUCCAGGUUCUUUCAUUUGUGAGGAUGGUGAGAGGAGGAAACUUCCUCCACUCAGCAGAUCAGAUGUCAGGCCUCAGUAUGUUCACCACCUGGCCCCGAAGCCGGUACCUGAGAUCACAGACUCCAUCCCCAAACACAAAGAUUCCUCAUCUUGUAUGCAUGGGCGUCAGUGUGGCGAUGGGAGCUGUGUAUGGGAGAACCAAUGGUGUGACGGGGUGAAGGAUUGUCCAGCAGGCCAGGAUGAAGCUAACUGUGUGAGGCUUCGUGGUUCCAGUUUCCUGCUCCAGAUCUACUCGUCUCAAACUAAAACCUGGAGGUCUGUUUGUUCACGCGGUUGGACGGACCAGCAGGGGAGAGCGAGCUGUCAGCACAUUGGAUACAGCAGGAGCACAUAUUUUAAAUCAGGCCAGCGGGAGGCUGACUCUGGUGAUGGAUUCUUGAUGAUGAAUUCUGAUUUCAACCCUGAGACUUCCAUAUUGCAACAGUUUUUCCCCAGCAAGACCUGCCCCAACAACAGUGUGGUGACAUUAAGAUGCACUGAUUGUGGAGGUGGUGUGAACUCCAGCAGGCCCUCUAGGGGCCAACUGGCCUCUCUCGGGGCCUGGCAGUGGCAGGUUAGCCUGCAGAUCGCGGGCUCUCACCGCUGUGGAGGAGCAAUCAUUUCCCCCUACUGGAUAGUCACUGCAGCACACUGUGCGGCCAAGGCCUCUCACCCUGGAGUCUGGACAGUGUAUGCUGGGAUUGUGAAUCCAUUAGGAACUCUGUUUAACCCUGCUUACUCUGUGAGCCACACUAUAAUCCACGAAGGCUACGACAGCCUCACUCGCAGGAAUGACAUUGCUUUGAUGAGGCUCUCCAAACCCGUGGACAAGACAGUCUCCACAAAUAUUGGACCAGUGUGCCUCCCGAAUGUUGGUCUAAACAUCGUGACUCCUCAAAGGUGCUGGACAACAUGGUUUGGUCGCACGGUCAAUGGAGACUCCGGCUCUCUACACUUGAUGGAGGCUCAGGUCUCACUCAUAAAUACUUCAGUCUGCAACAGCUCCAGUGCCUACAAUGGCAGGAUAUCACAGGACAUGCUCUGUGCCAGAGAGACGGGGGCAAACACAUGUCAUACUGACAGCGGCGCCCCUCUGGUGUCCCUGAAAGAUGGAGUAUGGUGGCUCGUUGGGGACCGUAUUUGGGGAGACCACUGUGCUGAGCAGAACAAACCAGGUGUUUAUGGCAACGUCACCCAUUUCCUUGACUGGAUCCACUAUCAGAUGAAGAAACAUCAAGAUGACUGA